GCAGAUUAGAAGAACGAAUCGGGUCAAUUUUGUCGUCAAAGGCGGCGGCCUGAAUCGUUCGUCGAAUCGAAUUAGGUGCUCUUUCUUUUAUACGGGCAGCCAGAUCGAUCCUUUUCCAUCCGCAGAAUCUAUUCAAUCGAGGCGUGCGAUUCUGAGAGACGAGUUUUUUUCUUCGAUUUCCUUCCUAUUCUCUCCUUCUGUCCAUCGGCUGGUUCCUCGCCUAGAAAUCGAGGCGAUUCGAGGUGCUAGGGGAGGAAAUGUACAACGGCAUGAUGGAUCCCGAGCUCAUGCGGCUUGCGCAGGAGCAGAUGAGCCGUCUUCCUCCCGAGGAGUUGGCUAAGAUCCAGCGACAGAUGAUGUCCAAUCCUGAGCUUCUAAAAAUGGCAACUGAAACCAUGAAGAAUAUGAAACCAGAAGAUGUCAGACAAGCUGCAGAACAGAUGAGAAAUAGAAGAACAGAAGAUAUGGUCAAGGUCAGUGAAAGAUUAGCUAGUGCAACACCAGAAGAGAUUGCAUCUAUGAAGUCCUUUGCAGAUGCUCAAGUGUCAUACGAAUUAAGUGCAGCAAAGAUGCUGAAGCAACAGGGUAAUGAGCUUCACAGUCAAGGUCAAUACAAUGAUGCAGCCGAGAAGUACUUGCAUGCAAAAAACACCUUAAAAAGCAUUUCCUCCAGCAUGGCUAGAACCUUAGACCUACAGUGCUCCCUCAAUCUGAUGUCAUGUUAUCUGAAAACUAACAAAUUUGAGGACUGCAUAAAAGAAGGCUCAGAGGUUUUGACACAUGACUCAAGAAAUGUGAAAGCUUUUUAUCGUAGAGGUCAAUCAUACAAAGAACUGGGAAACCUGAAGGCUGCUGUAUCUGACUUGAGAAAGGCAUAUGAACUUUCACCUAAUGAUGAAACUAUUGCAGAUGUACUAAGGGAUGCUAAUGAUAAACUAAUACAGGAAGGCGGAAAUACAAAUAUGAGAAGAGGUGUUGUGAUUGAGGAAAUAGUUGAAGAGGAGAACCAGGGAACACUAUCAGACAGUCAUAGAAACACACCCGCGGAGUAUUCAGUUACCCCACCAGUUGAAGUUGUUGAGUUCUCUGAAAGUAAUGGUCAGGCUUCUCGUGAUGAUUCUGCUGAUGGCUUCCUAAAAAGCUUUAGUGAUGAUCCUGAAAACAUCCGAUUGUUCCAGAAUUAUCUUUCCACCUCUGAUCCUAGUACUCUGAAAGCCAUGGGCUUGCAAGGAAUAUCACCUGAAAUGAUCAAAUCUGCUACUGAUACCAUUAACAAGAUGAAACCAGAAGAGCUUCAGAAAAUGUUUGAAGUCGCUUCAUCUUUCAAAGGUAAAGGACCAGGAGAUUUGAAGUUGGGAUCCGAGUUGCCAGAAAUGACACCUGGAAUGGUCAAAAUGGCAUCAGAAACAGUCAGCAAAAUGUCCCCCGAAGAGCUCCAGCGAAUGAUGAAAAUUGCCUCUUCUUUCAAUGCGAGUAGUGCUCCUUCCCAAAUGGCAGAUGCUUCUGCCCGUGGAAGGGAGAAUAUGGCGCAAUCUAAUACAGGAAGUUCAUCAAGCAUACACUCCGAUGUAGGAGAACGAAAUUCUGAUGAUGCUCUUCUGAGGUCAAAAAUGGGCCAAUCCUCCUCUGAUAUUCCUACUUCAGUGGCUUCUCUGCAGGAAAAUAUGCAGAAUUCAAUGAGAGAUCCAGCAAUGCGGCAGAUGUUUGCAACAAUGAUGAAGAACAUGGAUCCAGAAACUAUGGCGAAUAUGAGCCAGCAAUUUGGAAUUAAUCUUUCAAAAGAGGAUGCUGCAAAAGCUCAACAAGCCAUGUCACAGUUAUCAGCUGCGGAUUUGGAUAAAAUGAUGAAAUGGAUGGAAAAGGCACAAAGAGGGAUCGAAACUGCAAAGAGGACGAAGAAUUGGCUCCUGGGCAGGCCGGGCAUGAUUCUAGCCAUUGUUAUGUUGAUUCUAGCUUUCAUUCUUCAUCAGCUUGGCUUCAUUGGUGGAUAAUCCAAUUCAUUUCUGUCUAUUUCAUGGGCAGCCUAUGUGAGCUUUCCUCUCACGAGCUUAAUGAGGAAUUUAUCUACCAACUUUUGAGCCGUAAAAACCAGUUUUAGUUCUCUAUCUCUCUUCUCUGAGUUUUACUGAUUAAGAAUUCCAAAAGCAGUGAAACAUUUUUUUUUCUUCCCUUGUACUUCUGAUCUCUGUAUCUUCAUUGUAUUGUAUGAGCACUGUUGAUCUCUGCAUAUGAGAGGCAUCCUUCCACAA
Molecule: messenger RNA, 2249 nt
Organism: Zingiber officinale
Lineage: Eukaryota; Viridiplantae; Streptophyta; Magnoliopsida; Zingiberales; Zingiberaceae
Product: outer envelope protein 61-like
Exons: 11
Coding region: 258-1991 (577 amino acids)
Molecular function (GO): protein binding
Source: RefSeq, a predicted model, not a curated record